Messenger RNA from Eruca vesicaria subsp. sativa (arugula), 3531 nucleotides. Lineage: Eukaryota; Viridiplantae; Streptophyta; Magnoliopsida; Brassicales; Brassicaceae. The record is from the annotation of a GenBank genome assembly.
AUGGAAGACGUCGGAGAAGGCAAAGAGUUCUCUUUCCCAGGCGAGGAAGAGAAGAUCCUCUCGUACUGGACUCAGAUAGACGCGUUCAAGACGCAGCUCAAACGAACGGAGCAUCUCCCGGAGUUCAUCUUCUACGACGGGCCUCCUUUCGCCACCGGUCUCCCUCACUACGGCCACAUCCUCGCGGGGACCAUCAAGGACAUCGUUACUCGGUACCAGACCAUGACUGGUCACCACGUCACGCGUCGCUUCGGGUGGGACUGUCACGGCCUCCCCAUCGAGACAGUGAUUGAAAAGAAGCUAGGCAUUAAGAGGAGAGCGCAAGUGGUUGAGAUGGGGAUUGAUAAGUAUAACGAAGAGUGUAGGAGUGUUGUGAGUCUCUUCGUCGAGGAGUGGGAGAAGGUGAUUACUAGGGCUGGUCGUUGGAUUGAUUUCAAGAAUGACUAUAAGUCGAUGGAUUUAGCUUUUAUGGAGAGUGUUUGGUGGGUGUUUGCUCAGCUUUUUGAUAAGAAUCUUAUCUACAAAGGGUUCAAGGUUAUGCCUUUUAGUACUGGGCUGAAAACACACUUGUCUAAUUCAGAAGUGAAAGAUAGCUACAAGUCCGUUUCAGAUCUUGACGCUAUGGUGACGUUCCCAGUUAUUGGUGCUGAAGAUAAUGCUGCUUUUGUGGCCUGGACUACUACUCCGUGGACUCUUCCUUGCAAUCUUGCGUUGUGUGUCAAUGCCAAGAUUGUUUAUCUCAAAGUUCGUAACAAGAAGAGUGGGAAAGUAUACGUGGUUGCUGAAUCUUGCCUCUCAGUUCUUCCCGAUGAUAACCCCAAGCCCAACUUAGCUAAUGCUGCUGAUGCCAAGAAAGCCAAAGACCCUCAAGCCAAAGGUGGUGAUUGUUAUGAAGUUUUGGAGAAAUUUGAUGGAGCUUCACUGGUUGGGAAGAAGUACGAACCGUUGUUUGACUACUUUAAUGAUUUCUCAAGUGUGGCCUUUCGAGUGGUAGCAGAUGAUCAUGUCACUGAUAAAAAUGGUACUGGCAUUGUCCACUAUGCUCCUGCCUUUGGUGAAGACGAUUAUCGUGUUUGUAUUGAGAACAACAUCGUUGAAAAGGGUGAGGGUCUAGUUGUGGCUGUUGAUGAGGAUGGGUUGUUUACUGAGAGGAUUACCCAUUUCUUUGGCCGGUAUGUCAAAGAUGCACAGAAGGACAUCAUUGAAUCCGUGAAGGCCAAAGACAGACUUGUUAAAAGUGGGAGCUUUACUCACGAAUAUCCAUUUUGCCCUCGAACAGACACUCCUAUCAUAUAUAGAGCCGGUCCCAGUUGGUUCAUGCGGGUGGAUGAGCAGUUGAAGGCACAGAUGUUAGAAAACAAUGAGCAGACACACUGGGUGCCAAAUCAUGUGAAGGAUAAACGCUUUCACAAUUGGCUUGAAGACGCAAGGGAUUGGUGCCUUAGCCGAAGUAGGUUUUGGGGCACGCCUCUACCAAUAUGGAUCAGUGAUGAUGGUGAGGAAGUUGUCGUCAUGGAUUCCGUCGAGAAGCUUGAAAAGCUCUCUGGUGUCAAGGUCUUCGAUCUACAUCGUCACCAUAUUGAUCAAAUUACAAUCCCAUCUAGUCGUGGGCCUGAGUUUGGUGUCCUCCGUCGUGUCGAAGACGUUUUUGAUUGUUGGUUUGAGAGUGGGUCAAUGCCUUAUGCGUACAUCCAUUAUCCUUUUGAAAACAAGGAGCUUUUUGAGAAGAACUUCCCUGGUGAUUUUGUGGCUGAAGGCAUUGAUCAAACUCGUGGAUGGUAUAUGUUUUAUCAUCUUUUGGUGCUGUCGACUGCACUAUUUGGAAAGCCAGCAUUUCGAAAUCUGAUUUGCAAUGGUCUUGUGCUUGCUGAGGAUGGAAAAAAGAUGAGUAAGCUUUUACAGAACUAUCCGCCUCCUAUGGAAGUCAUAGAUGAGUAUGGAGCUGAUGCUGUGCGAUUGUACCUCAUAAAUUCUCCAAUCGUACGCGCUGAGUCACUACGCUUCAGAAAGCAAGGAGUACUUGGUGUUGUCAAAGAUGUAUUUCUUCCAUGGUACAAUGCAUACAGAUUCCUUGUUCAGAAUGCAAAGAGAGUUGAGACUGAGGGUUCUGGACCAUUUGUUCCAACUGACCUGGCAACUUUACGGUCAUCAAACGUUCUCGAUCAGUGGAUUCACUCAGCUACUCAGAGUCUUGUUUGUUUUGUCCGCCAGGAGAUGGAUGGUUAUCGGCUUUAUACUGUUGUUCCUUAUCUUCUCAAGUUCCUCGACAAUCUCACUAACAUAUAUGUUAGAUUCAACCGCAAGAGGUUAAAAGGCCGUACAGGAGAAGAUGAUUGUCACAUUGCUCUUUCAACUCUAUACAAUGUGCUUCUCACUUCCUGCAAAGUGAUGACCCCUUUUACACCUUUCUUCACUGAGACGUUAUACCAGAAUCUGCGGAAAGCAUGUGAAGGUUCUGAGGAAAGCAUUCAUUACUGCAGUUUUCCGGAAGCGGAUGGAACGAGUGAUGAGAGGAUUGAACAAAGUGUUAAAAGGAUGAUGACAAUCAUUGACCUUGCGCGGAACAUUCGUGAGCGUCACAAGCUACCCUUGAAAACUCCUCUAAUGGAAAUCACUGUAGUUCAUCCAGAUGCAGAAUUCUUGGAUGACAUAACUGGAAAACUAAGAGAGUAUGUAUUGGAAGAACUUAAUGUAAGAUCUCUUGUGGCAUGCAAUGAUGCUCUGAAGUAUGCGUCUCUAAAGGCAGAACCAGAUUUCAGUGUAUUGGGAAAACGGCUUGGGAAGUCAAUGGGGCUCGUGGCAAAAGAAGUUAGAGAAAUGUCUCAGCAAGAUAUCUUAAGAUUCGAGGAGACGGGAAAAGUUACUAUUGCUGGACACACGUUGGGGCUAACAGAUAUCAAGAUUGUCAGGGUUUUCAAACGUCCGGAUGGUUUGAAAGAUACGGAGAUUGAUGCAAAUGGAGAUGGUGAUGUGUUGGUGCUUUUGGAUCUACGACCAGAUGAUUCGUUGUAUGAAGCAGGUGUUUCUCGUGAGAUUGUCAAUAGGGUCCAAAAACUAAGGAAGAAGUCGGGUCUGGAACCAACAGACGUUGUGGAAGUGUACGUUGAAUCAUUGGACAAGGAUGAAUCUGCUUUGCAACAAGUUCUGAGCUCUCAGGAACGAUACAUUAAGGAUACAAUUGGUUCAUCUUUGCUUCCGUCUACGUUGAUGCCAUCUCAUGCAGUGGUAUUAUCUGACGAGAGUUUCCAAAACGUUUCAAAGCUAUCGUUUAAGAUUAGCUUGGCUCGUCCGGCUUUGAAGUUCAACGAAGAUGCUAUUGUUGCCUUGUAUUCAGGAGAUGAGAAAUUUGCAAGGGGGCUUCAAGCCUACUUGUUAUCACGGGACCAUUCGAAUUUAAAAUCAGAAUUCCAACAAGGAAAUGGGAAGAUAACUAUAAGUUGCAUUGAGAAGCUGCCAGUGGUGAGUGUGGUCCUUGGAGACCAUCUUCAUUUGACUGUCGGGGACUACUUGUUGAGCACGACCAAUUCAUGA